This is a messenger RNA of Schistocerca cancellata (South American locust), 7755 nucleotides long. Its product is annotated as anoctamin-1-like. Gene Ontology annotation, cellular component: plasma membrane. Gene Ontology annotation, molecular function: protein dimerization activity; chloride channel activity. Gene Ontology annotation, biological process: chloride transmembrane transport. The transcript is spliced from 16 exons. The record is from RefSeq and is a predicted model, not a curated record. The coding region runs from base 215 to 3001 and encodes 928 amino acids. Lineage: Eukaryota; Metazoa; Arthropoda; Insecta; Orthoptera; Acrididae.
UGUAAAACGUAAGGCUUGUGAUGUCAUGACCCGUAAUAUCAAAACCAGAAAUCUGCCGCGAGAGAAUCAUGCUAACCUUCCUAAUCUUUUAUUCUUAAAAUAAAAGUGCAGUUUCUUCCAUUUUUGUGAAGCAUUGGAGUGUAACUUGUUGCGCGGAUGUGGCUGUCAUGCAGGCAAUAGGUCUCAUUGUAUUAACUAAAUAAAUAUCUAGAAAAUGGAUGAGGAAGAAGUAUUUGAAGAUACUGUAUCUGUGACAUCAGAACCGUCAAAGCGUGACAAAGAGUAUAUAAGUCUUUCACGCUUUACUGUCUACCAUAGUGCAGAAGACAUUCCAUUGGAAGAACAAGAAGAAGCUGAUGGUGAUAAGGCAGUCACUGCAGAGAAUUGUAGACUAAUGGACAAACCUGCACAGUUCAGCACCAGUGACGCAGAAGACAAGAUUCCCACAAUGUCAAUUAACGGAAGUUCAGUGGACUUCGUACUGGUGUGGGAAGAAGAAGGAAGCAAAGCAGCAUCUAGUGCUGCAGCAAAUGCCAAGAUAAAACGAGAGAUCUUUGAAAAACAUUUGGAAGAAGAAGGUCUGAUUCUGGAACAUGAAAAAGUGAAACAUUUGAAUUUUGUGAAAAUACAUGCUACUCAUGAAGUGCUGUGCCGUUAUACUGAAAUCCUGAAACUUCGUAUGCCAAUGAAAGAGUUUGAUGGUGCAUACUUAGAGGAACCUUCAUUUGACAUAAUGCAAGAAGUCAAAUCACUUGUGAAGCGUGCCUUAGAGUUUGUACGAGUGGACCCCAAAGUGUUCAAGCCAGUGGAACGAAAGUUAACUGCAGAGUUUAGUCGAGAUAAAGAAUAUUUAUUUGAUGUUGAUGCACCAAAUUUCUUCACACCUGCAGUAAGGAUCCUAGUUGUUGAUUUUAUUUUACAGCGGCAGAAAUUUUCUGAGGAUUCUGGGGAUUUAUUUUCAUUUGGAAUCAAUAGAUUGAUUACAGAAGGUGUUUACAAGGCGUCUUAUCCUCUCCAUGAUGGUGAUUUUAGAGACAGAUCAUGCAUGAGAGGUCUGUUAUUUCAUGAGUGGGCAUCUGUGCAAAAAUGGAUAAAAUUCCAGCCAGUAGAUCAUGUAAAAGAUUAUUUUGGUGUAAAAUUUGGAUUAUAUUUUGCUUGGCUUGGUUUUUAUUCUCAUAUGUUGAUACCUGCUUCAAUAGUUGGUCUUAUAUGUUUCUUCUAUGGAGUCUGUACUAUGUUUUCGAAUCGCUUAAGUCAAGACAUUUGCAAUGAAAGCUUAAACAUUACAAUGUGUCCACUAUGUGACAGAACAUGUGAAUAUUGGAACCUAGCAGAGACGUGUACAUAUGCACGCAUCACAUACUUAUUUGACAAUCCAUUUACUGUGUUCUUCGCAAUAUUUAUGUCCUUUUGGGCGACACUGUUCCUGGAACUGUGGAAACGGUACUCAGCUAGCAUAGUACAUCGCUGGGGGCUCACUGGUUUUGAUCUCCAGGCUGAGCAUCCCCGUCCAGAAUAUCUGGCACGUCUUUCUCAUGUGAAGCGCAACAAAGUGAAUGUCGUUACUGGACUGGAGGAACCCUAUGUGCCAUUCUGGAAAGUGAGAGUGCCUGCAACCAUUCUGAGCUUCUCAGUUGUUUUGCUUCUGAUUGCUUUGGCCGUUGGUGCUGUUUUUGGAGUUGUACUUUAUCGUAUGUCAGUUUUGACCUCACUGUCACUGUAUCCAAAUAAUGAUGCCACGGGGUACAUAACUAUGUUUAUACCAGCAACAGCAGCUACAAUCAACUUGAUAUGCAUUAUGACUCUUAACUGGUUCUAUGACUGGCUAGCCGUUCGCCUCACUGAAUGGGAGCUUCUUCGUACACAGACAGAAUUUGAUGACAGCCUUACAUUGAAGAUCUAUCUAUUUCAGUUUGUUAACUACUACACAUCUAUUUUCUACAUAGCAUUUCUCAAAGGAAAAUUUGUGGGUUAUCCCUCAAAAUACAACAGAAUUCUCGGUUAUAGACAAGAGGAGUGCAGUCCAGGUGGUUGUCUUAUGGAAUUGUGUAUACAGCUAGCUAUUAUAAUGGUUGGAAAGCAAGCAAUGAAUAGCAUACUGGAAAUGGUCAUACCGCUGCUACAGAAAUGGUACAACACUUUCAAACUGCUAACUGGACUUGGAAAAGAAGAUGAUGCAAAAGCUGUGAGCAGCACUCGCUGGGCUCAAGAUUAUAGGCUUUUGGACUGGGGCCCGAGAGGACUUUUCCCGGAAUAUCUGGAAAUGGUUUUACAGUAUGGAUUUGUUACAAUAUUUGUCGCGGCCUUUCCACUGGCUCCAUUCUUUGCGCUUCUCAAUAAUGUGCUUGAAAUGAGACUGGAUGCAAAGAAGUUCCUCAAAUUUUAUAGGCGUCCUGUGCCUCACAGAGUUAAAGAUAUAGGAGUAUGGUUUCGCAUACUUGAUAUAAUUGGAAGACUAGCUGUUGUGACAAAUGCAUUUAUUAUUGCAUUUUCCUCAAAUUUCAUUCCACGUUUAGUGUAUAUGUCAGUGGUCAACCCGAACCAUACAGAUGAGGGUUUCCUGAAUCAUUCACUAGCAUAUUUCAAUACAUCAGAUUUUCCAUCACACUAUGCACCCCGCCAUCCAGAAAAUGUCACAAUGUGCAGGUACUUAGAAUAUCGCAAUCCUCCUUGGGACCCUCAUCCAUAUAAGCGGCCACCCAUUUACUGGCAUGUUCUGGCAGCAAGACUGGCAUUUAUAGUUGUUUUUCAGAAUGUUGUGGGAGUUGUGAUGGCUGCAGUGGAGUGGUGUAUACCUGACAUGUCUCGGAAACUGCGGGAUGAAAUAAGACGUGAAGCAUAUUUGACAAAUGAAAUCAUCAUUAAACAGGAGGCAAUGAGAGCUCGUGCUCGCUUGAGUCAAGUCAGUUCAGGGGAAUUCUUGGAAGCUGAGAGAAAAGGAGGAUCUGGUGAAAAUGGUAUUAGACAUCGUGAAGGCCAAUGGAACAAUCUUGUUGUUUGAGUUGCAAGUUAUUUAUUAUUUUUUCUUAAUAAGGUAAAGUGCAUAAAAAUGCUGUUGUAACUUUACUGGCUUUAAGCAGUUAAUUUAUCAAAAAGAUAAGUGGCUUAUGUCAAGAGAAGCCAGCACUGUGAAUUUCAUUAUAAGUUCCUUUUUGUAUGUUUUACUCUGAGGAAGUAUAAUCACAUUCGAUUUCAUAUUUACUUCAGAUUACUAAUAGUUUUAUGUAAAUGUAUAAAACUGCUUCUAAUGUUGUAGAAUGUGAAGGUUUUCAACAAAGAUCUAUAUUCUCAUGGCUAUUUUGUAUAAAGUUGUAUUCUAAAGAACAGAGGCAGUAAACUUUUUGUGGUCACAUAUCUAUUAUUGCCAAUAUAUUUAUAUUUAUUAACAUAUUUCAGAAUUUCAUAUCUUCAUUGCAAGAAGAGGAACAGAUCUGAAAUAUAUUUUGCUACUGAAAUAGUGAAAGUUUAUGAAAAACAUGUAGCAGCUAGGUUUUUACAUGAAAAAGCAAUUUGGUAUUGCUUUUCAAGUUGUCAGUUGGUCAGUAAAGAGAUUUUAUGUUUAUGGUGGAAUUGAAUUCUGUCAUUUUUCAUAUGUAGUUGAGGCAUUGUGAAGUUAAAGCUUUCCAUAGUGUAUAUUGUAAAUGUGUGUUGUGGUACUGAAUGUUGGUACUUAAACUUAUAUUGUUGAGUAAUGGAUGAACAAUUUUAUGAUGUGUUGUUUGUAAUAUGAUUUUUAUAUUCUACCCAGUAAAUGAUAAUGAAGGGAUAGUCUAGCUUUUAUAUUUGUAUAUUUAAAUGUUACAGAUGUUUUUAGACAUUUUGUAAUUUUUUUGCUAAUCCUUUAAUUAUUGAUAUAAAUACAUCACAAUUUAUAUUAUUUAUAACAAAAAAAUAAUGUAGUGUAAAAGUUUCAGUUCAAUGAAAGUGAUUCCAAAGUUGCAUUUAUAAUGUGAUUUAUGAAAAGAAGCAGAUUCCUACUGCCAAAAUACUUUGUUGUUUUAUGUGAUGUAUGCUUCGUGCCUGCACUUUAAGCUUUCUCUGGUACCUGAAAUUAAUGUUAGUUUGAUAUGCAUUUAAUUAAAGGAAAACACAGUCUUGUCAUAGGCAUCAUAGUGCAUAUAUAUUUCAGUGAAAAUGUUAUUGUACAGAAAGUUAUACAUAAAGACACUUUUAUAUACUUUUAUUGAAAAUUAUGUUCCACUUAUUAAAAUACAGUAAUACAAUAUUUUCUGUAACUGGUAAUCUUUUUGCCAGUAUGACAACUAAUCAGAAAUUUACCAAAAGUGUUUGUAGACUGGUUGUUCUGCAUGUCAUAUAUGUAUGUUCUUCCAGGGAAUGUGUAGGGUUGCGAAUAAUUGAAUCAAUAUAUGUUAUGAACUCCACAGGAAGGUAUUAAGAUGUGCUAAGCACUGUGAAAUGGGUACCCAUAUGUAUUAUUCGGGAGCAGAAAUUUGCAUGAACUACUAAUAGAUGCAGUUUUGAAAUAAUUAAAGAAAAAAAUGUUAAGUGGAGUAGCUGCAAAGCUGCACAUGGAUGCCAAACAAUAUAAAAGAGAAAUUUUUUCCAGUCACAUUGGGGUUCAUUUUGAUCUCCUGCAAUAAUUGUCUGUAUUUCAGUAAUCUCUUAUAAAAAUCUCUUUUUGCCAUGUCCCUGUACAUUAUAAAAAAGGAGGGACAAAAUAUCUAGCUACAGAAUCAGUAACAGCUCAUCUGUUUAGCCAUUUACACCACAACUGCUUACAACAAUUCGUUUCUGGAGAUCUACUAAAGCCUGUGUACCAUGACACAUAGUAAUAUCCACUUCUUAAUGGCAUGCGAAGUCACUUUAGGAGAGGUUUGAAUAAUUUUCUUUUUUACUAUACUGGCAUUUAAAAAAUGUUACAUUCUAGCUAUUCUAGAAUUAUGAUUACUUUGUUACUUCCUUGUUUUUCUUCUUUUUAAUUACUGUGCCUCCAUCUUGCCAAAUGUAUUAACCUCUAUUUCAUCUGUGCCUUUUAGUUGCAAAUGUCAAAACGUUUUCAUGACUAAGAAAUGCUAGUUUAAAAUGUGACAUUUAAACUGCUAAGACUUUUGAAUAAAGAUCAGUAAAAAGGUUGUAAAUCCAAUCAAAAUUUAGAUUUUUGUAAUAAAAAUAUUUACCUAACAAUUUGGAGUCAAAUGCUUCAGUUGUAUGUUAUUCUGGUCUACAUGAAAAUAUUGCCAGUGUUUCCCAGGUGACCGUACACAGCAAAUGUUAUACAAAUCCUAAAAUUGAGGUGUAUUUUCUGGCCAGUAAUUAUCUUCAGGAGCGGAAAUUUAAUUAAUGCUUACAGACACACAUGUACACUACACAGACUUUUAGAACCAAUAGUUUCUUCGUUGGGUCAUAGAGAAGGAAAUGUUCAGGAUAACUAAGAGAGAGGGCAGGUUACUCAGACCCCAGAAUGAGAGGACUUCUGUUGUGAGGUUGGAGGAAAAAUAUAAAGUUCUUAAACUGAAUAGGAUGUCCAUUACAGUCUAUGAAAUACAGCAAUGUGUGUAUUACAAGCAAAAUUCAAUUGAAUACAAAGAUAGCUGAUCCAAAAAAAGUUUGAAUUAAAUUAUAUUAUUUGAUAAUGACUUUGCUGAAGACAUAAUCACACUCGGAGCUAGACCCUAUCAUCUAGUGUUUUCAAUAGAAGAAAAAAGUCAAUGAAAUUUGCUGAAACCAAUGAGAAGGAAAACAACAUUAAAAUGUUAUGUCAGAAGAGACAUACAAAAAAGUAAUGAAAGAGAGAAGCUACAAGGUUUGAACGCUUCUUUUAAAGAUAAGUGUUUCCCUCUUUCUUUUUUGUUUUCUAACUGAUUUGGUGCUGUACGUUUUAUGAUGCUACACUACUCGUCACCUGUCGUUAAAUGUUAAACAGUUGCAUGAAAAUUUCAAAAUUGUUCACAAACAAAAUUAAAUGAAGUAUCAACUGUUGUUCUGAAUUAAGAAAUUAUGUUGUUUGUGAUUCUUUCCCUCAUCAGUAAAAUCUUCCACUAAUGUGUUCAGUGCAGUGAGUGUAGUUGUGUUUUGUACCCAAUAUAUAGUUAAUGUAGUUUGUUAUAAGUGUGUUGAUUCUCCUUCCAUUUACUCUAAUAACAGUUCUGUUUGAAAUGCUGAUAGACAGUUGAGAAAACUCCCAUCAUUAGUUUCAUUAAUUGACUCAAGUGAGGGUCAGCUCUGAUUUACAUUUUGAUCAAUUCAGUCUGAAGAAUAUUAAUGAUUGAUGAUAAAUAACAAAUUUCAUUGGGAUGUGCUUGUGAUUUAUCUUCUAAUACACACACUGCAUUCUCUCAAAUUUUCCAGAGAAGUGAAUAGGCAGGCCAUCUAGAAAUGCAUAUCUGUAAUGACGGAGUUACAAUGAAGGAAAACACUGUAUUUCCAUCUACAGUCUUCUGCUGUUGACUUUCUAUUCAGAAGUAGGAUAAGACUAUAUUCAGUUGUUUCUUUGCUCGUGAUCUAUAUUUUUAUAGUAUUUCAGUGUCAUAUAUUUGUUGUCAACAAAAUAUUUAAUUGUUGUUUGAUGUGCUGAAUCCAUGAUGAUUAAAAAAAUGUUAGUGAAGUUAAUGGGCAGAUUAGUAUUCAUGUAAUCCUCUUAGUAUAGCACAGUUCCAAAUUCUAAUGUAUGCUUACUAUUAAUUGAUGCCAUACAUUAAAGUGUCUUGGCUAUGUCAAACUAGCCAAUAUACAGAUUAUUGUGUUUUAAAAGUAAUUAAAUGGAAGUGUUUAAUUCUGACUUCAUCAUCAUUCUGUUGUUGGCCUCAAUUAAAAAUCAGGUAAAUAGAUGGGCAGUUUUUAUGUCAUGUUGAAUUUGAUUGUCUGUCUAGUGUUGCAGACAAAGUAUAAUUCCAGAUUAUAAGUCGCAAAAUAUACAAAAAAUGUCAGCCUUGAAUGACCAGCUAAGAUCUAGCAAGUUUUCUCAAAUGGUAGAUAGGUUGUAUGUCACUCACCAAGUGAGAGAGAGGUUGACUUUCCUUAUUUUCAUUUAUUGUAUCACCCUGCAAAUUUUAUCAUCAUAGUUGCCAGAAGUGCAUAAAAUAUCUAACACUUUACCUAAGUUGUGUUUAUGUUGUAUGCAAUGCUAAGACACGUCCCAGAUGCUGACAGAAACUGUGCCGAGUAUGGAAAUUAAAAGUGUAGCAUAAAUAACAAUCAGAUUUUAUUAAGACAUAAAAUGCUUUGAGUAGAUAAUCUCCUCAAAGUCAGUGUAAAAUAGAGUGCAACUAUGUAAGAGCCUCUGCCACUCAUGUAAUCUGAGAAUAUCAAGUGUUACCAACAAUUUGAUCACUGGUACAUUCUUGAUAUGUGAAGAGUUUUUUUACUGAUUUAUAAUGAUGUGUGUUACACCUUUUUACAGCUUGGACAACUGUUUAUCUUGUCUUUUUAAUGUAAUAAGUUUUUUUAGUAACUGAGUCAUUAGAAGACUGUAUUCAUAUUCCUGCAACAUUCCAUUUGUUGCUUAACCCUCUCACUGCUAUCGGCGUGUAUACAUGUUCUGUAAUGCUGUUACCCAGGUGCAACAGUUAGGUUUUUCCUACAGUGCUGUGGAGGUCUGCAUGCAUCCUGAUCUGCAAACCUCUCACUGCCGCAUAAGGGCUUCUUCCAUAUUUCAGUGAUUACAGGAGUUUGAGUAUUUGUCAUACAGUCCGGCACACAGUUUUAAUCUGUCAGGAAGUUUCAUAUCAGCGCACACUCCACUGCAGAGUGAAAAUCUCAUUCUGGAAACAUAUUUGCCUCAUUGCAUGCUAUCAU